Diabrotica balteata is the source of this 1215-nucleotide messenger RNA. Lineage: Eukaryota; Metazoa; Arthropoda; Insecta; Coleoptera; Chrysomelidae. The record is from the annotation of a GenBank genome assembly.
AUGGAGAAGAUUAAAAAUUUUGAAGAACUUAUCAGCGACUACAUCGGUCCUAAUAAAAUUGUGGUGGAUACCAAAGUACGUAACUUAACUGCACCUGGAGAAAACUAUUUAAGUGAUAUCAUUAAAAUUGAUAUAAUUUUAAAAGACAAAGUUAGUAAUAAAAAUGAAGAUUUGUCUCUGGUAGCUAAAUUGUCUAUAACUCAUGAUUUUAUGGGUCCUACGUAUAACAUGACUAAAAACGAAGUCAUUUUUUAUAGAGAUAUAAUUCCUACUAUAAAAAGCUUUCAUAAAAAACAUGGUUUACCUUACCCCUCGUUUUAUCCAGAUUUUGCAGGAGGUCGAAUUAAUUUGACAGGAGUAGAAGAUAAGGCUGAUGAAGACGCUGUUUUAAUUCUGGAAAAUUUAGUAACGAAAGGGUACAAAAAUCUGGACAGGCAUGUGGGAUUUGAUUUGGCUACAUCUAAACUGAUUUUAAAAGAUCUGGCAAUGUUCCAUGCAGUACCCUUAGCCAUAAGGUUAUCGGAACCUGAAGAAUUUACGAGAUUAGUUAAAAAUAUGUCCAUGUCUCUUCCACCAAAGCCGAAAGAUAAAGAACCACCAUCGAUUUUUAAAAUAAUGGUAGACACAUUAAGUGCAAAUGAUAAAUAUAAAACAGUGGCUGAUAAGUUAAUAAAAAUGUUAGCUGAUUUUACGAAAAUAAUGGAGGAAGCUCCAGAAAAGAUGUUUAGUAACCAGUCUAUGAGAACGUUUUCGACAAUUAUACAUCAAGAUAUGUGGAUCAAUAAUACAAUGCAAGUUAUCGAAAACGAUGUAGCAAUUAAAAAUAAAUUUGUUGAUUUUCAAAUGAGCCAAGUCGGUUCGCCUGCCGAUGAUAUAAUUUUUUUCCUCUUCAGCAGUGUCGAAUAUGAAUGCCUCAAAAAUAAUCUCGACAGCUUAAUUAAAUAUUAUUAUGAAGAAUUUAUAUGCAUAUUAAAAAAACUGGAUUUAUAUAACGACUAUUUUUCAUACGAAAAUCUUUUGGAAGAAUUUAAAACAUCAGGAAAAUUGGCUAUUGUACGAAAUUUAUUUAUGCUACCCAACGUUAUUUUUGGAGAGAAAGGAAAGGCAGCUGAUCAAGGAAAAUUGGGCGAGAUGACAGUUGAAGAUAUACAUCCAACUGCACUCAAAAAGAUGAUUUUAUUAUGCAUAGAAGCUGCUGAAAGGGACUGGCUGUAA